Molecule: messenger RNA, 915 nt
Organism: Cyphellophora europaea CBS 101466
Lineage: Eukaryota; Fungi; Ascomycota; Eurotiomycetes; Chaetothyriales; Cyphellophoraceae
Exons: 3
Coding region: 1-915 (304 amino acids)
Molecular function (GO): oxidoreductase activity
Source: RefSeq, a predicted model, not a curated record
AUGGCGACUACAACGGCAACACUAACGGAAACCAAGACCGUGGAUACAACGGUCAACUACGAUAUACUAGGACCAGAUGAGCUGUACAGAAUCGGCACCGCAUCUCUCUAUCGCAACCGCCCGUUCGACGUCAAGGCCGUCCAGGUGCAUGAUAUCCGCGGCCGUGAACCGGAGUUCAGCCUCGCCAAACAGGGUUUCGAGCUGCAUAAGCACAACUUGACCUUCAAAGACUUCAACGAAGACGACAGAGUCAAGUCGGUAUGGUGGCAGGAAGCCGGUGACUUUCUCAAGUCCAAACUCCACGCCACCAAGGUUGUGCCGUUUUCCCAUAUCAUCCGCAAACAGAGCUACGAGGCCGCCGAGGCCGCUGCGAUGGGCGGGCCGGACGACAAACCCCUUUCAACACUGCAUCCCGCGCGCUUCGUGCAUAUCGACCAAGCCCCCGAGGGUGCUCCGAUUCUCGGACAGGAUAUCUUUCAGGACGCAUGGCCCACCCUUUCCAGCACGCGUUGGGGCAUUGUGAAUGUGUGGAAGCCUAUCUCGCCCGUGAUCCGUAAAGACCCCCUCGGAAUGGUGGAUCGCACGACCGUGGCGUGGGAGGAUCUCGUACCGAAGAAGGUGGGCUAUCCGCAGGCACGGACCGGCGCCGCCCAAAUAGCGUCCGACAAGGUCGUGCAUCGAGUGUGCUUUCUCAAACAUAACAAGGCGCAUAACUGGCAUUACGUGAGUGAGAUGAGGCCGGACGAGGUGUUGUUUCUGCGCAUCUAUGACUCGAACACGCCCGAGGGUGAGAGUACGGGAACGCCGCACUCAAGCUUUGUACAUCAGGAAAUGGAAGGAGAGCCAUUGAGGGAGAGCAUUGAGACGAGAUUCUUUGGUGAGUGUUCAGUAAUUCUCUACCUGCAAGUUUCCUGA